AUGUUUAGGAAAUAAUCAGCAAAAAAAGUUAGUGAUAUAAAAACACCUGGCACUCCUGUUACACCUACACCCUAUUUAAUAAAACUUGAUGAUGCUGUUUAAACAAUAAAGCAAUUCAAAUUGCUUUGCAGUGAUAGUGAAUCAGGAGAGAGAGAAAAAAUUAAGGCAGCUCGAAUUGUUUAUAAACUGCACAUGUAAUCUAAAAUGGACAAAUAAAAAAAUGCAAAAGAUCAGCUUUAAUUUAGCAUGACUGACUUAAUUAAUAAGUAUUCUAAUAAAAUAUCAUUAAAAAAGAGGAAUAGUAUCACUAGACAGAAAAGAGCUAGCCCAAUCAGUAAGAAAGAUAGCACAAUUAGAGCAAAUAAGAAGAAUACUACUUUAUAACUAUACCCAACAAGUGAGAUGAAUCUAAAAUAAUACAAUAUCAAGAAAAAUCAAAAUGAAGAUAUCUAAUCUGUUAGUAAUUAAUACCAUUUGGGUCAAACUUAGAUUCAACUUACUAUAGAUACUACAAGCCUCAAGAAUUAAUAAACUUAAGCAUAGUCCUCCCUAAAGCAAUAUAAUUAAGCCUUUAGUGGAAGUAAUGAAUAUGAUAAAGCUUCAACAUUCACUUCCAAAAAGUAUAGCGUAAGCAGUAGUUAUAAGUAAUAAUAGCAGUAGUAAUUGAGAAUUUAAAAUGCUUCUAGAAAUGAUUCUGCUAGAGAAAGCACUUCAAAUCUAAGGGGUAGCAAUUUGGAAAAACAAAGCAAUGGAACUAAAAUGGUCACUUUUGAAGGCCAAAAAAAUUACUCAAGUAAUCGGCCUUCAUUUGCUUUUUCUAGAGAAGAAAGGUCUCGGUCAGUAAGAAGACCAAGCCCCAACACUCAAGUAAAUAACAAGAAUUCCCUGUUUGUAAGUCCGAUAUCCCCUCUAGAAAUUGUUAAAAAUAAAAUACUUCGGAUGAGAGCCAAAAAAGAUUCUAAGAAAAAGAUUAUCAAAUAUGAUAGAGAGAAUAGUCAUGAAUUCUUGAAUAUUAUAUAAAAUAAAAUAAAAGAGUAGAAUAGUCAUACACUCGACUAGUCUCUUCGAUUUAAGUCUCUGCUUUAAAAGAAAAGGUAUGUCAGAAACAUAAAAUUAGACACUAGCACUAUGUGUUUAAAUUCUAAUAAUGCAUCUUUGAUGAUAAGCCCUACAAACUCAGUAUUCAUAAAUUAAAAACUAAACAAGACCUUAUUUAUGGAUAAAUCCUUUGACUAGUAAAAAGAUAAAAAUUCUCAACAAAGAUCAAUAUCUCCGAAUAGGUCAAGCUAUAUGGCCAAGAUUAAUUAUGAUUUGAGUUAGAGAAAAAUAAGAACGAUAAGGGUUAGAUCAGAAAGGGUUUCACAGGACCAAAUGAUGCAAAUGCAGCAAAAAAAUAUUCAGAUGAUCAGUAAUGAUAUUUUAAAGCAAAAUGUAAUUUUCAAUAUGAGCAAUAAAUAAACUGGCAAUAAUUUUGGAAUGAAUACAAUCCAGAAUAAGACUAUGACUCCAAUAAAUAAAAAUAGAAGAUAUUCGAAAUAAGGUCAAGAUUCCACUCCAAAAUAAUUUUUCCCUUAAAAAAUAGAAAAUGAUAUAGAAAUUAUUGAUGCUUAAUUAGAUUCAGCUAUUGAUUUAAAUAGUCAAAAGAAUUUGACUCCAUUAUCUUCAGAUGCAAAUAUAAAGAAGGAUGCUACCUCCUAAGUCUAAAAGAAGAUAGUAUUCUCGAACAUAAAUGAUUUCAGUAAUUUAAACAGAGGAUUAUCUGUAAAGCCGAAUCCCCAAUCUGAGAAUACCUAAAGUAAUUUGGAAUCAGAAGAAUAAUUGCUGCUUCAUUCAGAAAAUAAAUUAAAACUACAAAAAGAAAUUUAAGCAUUUGUACUAAGAGUAUCUUAAAAUCAAGCUAAUUCAACAAGUGAUCUCUAGAAGGUCUCAUAAAAGAAUGAGGAUAAGCUAUCUGAAAAGAAAAUGAAGGAUGAAAGCACUACUACAUAGCCAUACUCAGCUUUCUAGACAAACACUUAACUUUUAAGUCAAUAUAAUUUCUCAGUUUCAGAUAUCAAUCAAAGAUAAAACAACCCCGACAUAGUGUAAUAACUUGAUAGAUGUAAUGUAGACCAAAUGGGAAAGCUUUAGGAUCAAAGAAUGAAGCAGCAUUAGUAAUAAUAAAAUAUGCUGAGUAUGAAGUAUUAGCCAGACAGAAGAGUUAUUUUCUCUGCACAGUAGCAGAUGAGGCCAAGAGUAAAUCCAUCCGAUAAUUUCAUGAAUCUGAGCAAUAAUGAAAUGAAGAAAUGGAGAAUGGAGAGCAAUUAAAUGCUCAAGAAUGUAGUAAGAAACUACACAAGCUAGAGAGAUAGAAAGGGUUAAAGACAAUUUUUCACAUCAGUCUAUUGA
Molecule: messenger RNA, 2388 nt
Organism: Stylonychia lemnae
Lineage: Eukaryota; Ciliophora; Spirotrichea; Sporadotrichida; Oxytrichidae
Source: the annotation of a GenBank genome assembly